UAGUUUACUUCCUAUUUUUACUCUUCCUAUCAGACAACGUUUUGGAUUUAUGAUUGGCCUUAAAAGGACCUUAAGACAUUUUCAGAUGAGUUUAUAAACUGAGAGGAGAUGAAGAUCAGCUAAUUUCUGACUCCUGGUUCUUCAGACAAGCAACUCUUUGUUUCUUUACUUCAACAUAAAACUUGUGAGGAUCAUCAUCAUGACUCCAGCUUUUAUUUUCUUCUUCUUCUUCAUCUCAGUGAUGGAUGUCUGUCUGAGUGCACCUGCUGAAAUGAAAAAUCAAACCGAUGAGUUCACAGACGACGACCCAAGGCCCAAAGUGGACUUAGAAAAUCUCGUUCUCCAUGGAGACGUUGCCGUAACAAACACCUUUUUCAAGAAUGCAGACCCGUGUACAGCCAGAGGCUGCAAGUGGCCCAAAUCUGGCCGUUACGUCAACGUGCCUUACCAAAUCUCCUCUGAGUUUUCCCAGCAGGAGAAGAACAUCAUCCUCAGAGGCAUGCAGAGCUUCCACCAGACCACAUGCAUUCGAUUUGUCCCAAAACGUUCUGACCAACGAGAUUACAUCCAUUUCUUUUCUCAACGUAACGGAGGGUGUUGGUCCUACAUCGGCCGUCAGAGAGGGCAACAGUACAUCUCGCUGGAGAGAAGAGGAUGUGUGCACCACUCGACUGUGCAGCACGAGAUUCUUCACGCUCUGGGUUUCCACCAUGAGCAGGUCCGCUCCGACAGAGACAGAUACGUCCGGAUUCUCUUCAACAACAUCCAGCAAAGACAGAGGGGCAAUUUCAAAAAAGUACAGACGAACAACUUAGUAACUCCCUACGACUUUACAUCGGUCAUGCAUUACGGCAAAUACGACUUCACCAGUAACGGACAGCCAACCAUCGAAGCAAAAUCAAAUCCUAACCAGCAGUUUGGAAACGCCCGUCAAAUGAGCGCCAAUGACAUCACUCGUGUCAACAGGCUUUACGAAUGCAAUACCUCUCGACGGCAGUAUCGCUACUGAAACACAGCGUCUCAACGCACCAGAUAUGGAGCUACGCUUCUGCCAAGUUUAAGAAUAAAAUAUAUUUAAAAGUCUGUAUUUUAACAAUCACAUUUUUAUAAAGAAAAACUAUGGCAGAUUUUUAAAUAAUAGUUGAUUCAAUAGAGAUUUAUAUGUGAGCUCCCCCUGCUGGACAAAGAUGGCAUAGCAUACUGUAGUUCAACAGGAAAGGUUUAAUAAAUAACUGCCAAAUGAAUGAAUAAAAACUGUUUUGAAUUGUAUAUCUUUGUUAUCUUGUACAACGGAAUAAUUAAAUUUUGCAUCACAACUCUAAAGCUCUUUAAGUGCUUUUUUAAAAUAUAUGAUUGUUUAAAGUGUGAUGAUUGUUUUUUUCUUUUUUUUCCUGCCAAUUUGAAGGACUUCGACUUGGCGGGAAAUUUAAUGUUUUUGAUUCUUUAUUCAAUGUUACAUAACUUUGUGUUUUUGUGUUUAAUGAU
Poecilia latipinna (sailfin molly) is the source of this 1485-nucleotide messenger RNA. RefSeq names its product high choriolytic enzyme 1-like. Bases 200 to 1009 code for a protein of 269 amino acids. The transcript is spliced from 9 exons. Lineage: Eukaryota; Metazoa; Chordata; Actinopteri; Cyprinodontiformes; Poeciliidae. The record is from RefSeq and is a predicted model, not a curated record. Gene Ontology annotation, biological process: proteolysis. Gene Ontology annotation, molecular function: zinc ion binding; metalloendopeptidase activity.